Molecule: messenger RNA, 1051 nt
Organism: Chinchilla lanigera (long-tailed chinchilla)
Lineage: Eukaryota; Metazoa; Chordata; Mammalia; Rodentia; Chinchillidae
Gene: Crym
Product: crystallin, mu
Biological process (GO): thyroid hormone metabolic process
Cellular component (GO): cytoplasm
Molecular function (GO): thyroid hormone binding
Source: RefSeq, a predicted model, not a curated record
CUUCCUGGGAGUCAUGCCCGUCUACAGCGCGGCGGAGGACGCCCUGACCACCAAGCUGGUCACCUUCUACGAGGGCCACGACGCCAGCUCCGCCGCGCCCUCGCACCAGGCCAUCGUGCUGCUCUUUGAGCCCAGCAACGGCUCCCUGCUGGCGGUCAUGGAUGGAAAUGUCAUAACUGCCAAAAGAACGGCCGCAGUAUCUGCCAUUGCCACCAAGUUUCUGAAACCUCCUGGCGGUGAUGUGCUGUGCAUCCUUGGGGCUGGUGUCCAGGCCUACAGCCACUAUGAGAUCUUCACAGAGCAGUUCUCCUUUAAGGAGGUGAGGAUAUGGAACCGCACCACAGAAAAUGCAGAGAAGUUUGCCAACACAGUUCAAGGAGAGGUACGGGUCUGUUCGUCAGUGCAAGAGGCUGUGACGGGUGCUGAUGUGAUUAUCACAGUCACCAUGGCAACAGAGCCCAUUUUAUUUGGUGCGUGGGUGAAGCCAGGGGCCCACAUCAAUGCGGUUGGAGCCAGCAGACCGGACUGGCGAGAACUGGAUGACGAGCUCAUGGAGCAGGCGGUGCUGUACGUGGACUCCCGAGAGGCUGCCCUGAAAGAGUCAGGAGACGUGCUGUUGUCGGGGGCUGAGAUCUUCGCUGAGCUGGGAGAAGUGAUAAAUGGAGUGAAGUCAGCCCACUGUGAGAGGACCACAGUGUUCAAGUCUCUGGGGAUGGCGGUGGAAGACAUGGUUGCAGCCAAACUAAUCUAUGACUCCUGGUCGUCUGGUAAAUGAAGUAAAGAAGCUCUGUGUUGAGACGGACGCUACGGCUCAAAGGAUGUUACCGUUAGUUAUCUCAUACUUUCCAGAUUAAAUGAGAGCGCCCAGGCCCCAGGGAACUGUAAUUCUGUGCUUAUCAUGUCGUACUUUAAGUACUGAGUUCAUGUGUGCAGGUGAAACCCAAAACUCGAUAACCAUUUCUUCUGUUAAACUAGUCAUAAUAGCACUCCCUUUCUUUGUGUUCCACUAACUUUGGAUUUCCCUGAAAUAAAGCUUUUCCGAUUCUGUGUA